GUUGAGGUCGGGAAACAGGCAUCUUUUGCCUCCUGAGCGGAGAAACAACCCAGAGACGUUUCAGAAGGGUUACAGGCACUCUACGAGGGGAAACGGGUACGGAUAUAUAUCCUUUAUCGAAGUUUUGAGCAAUGCACUGGCAGCAUGGCCAGAUGGUUCAAGGAGCACCUGGGAUUCAAAACCACCAAAGCCCCGCCACCGGCGCCCCCAAAACCGGACUACAGACACUUCCAAACCACUGUAUCCAGUCCGCCCGUAUACCACCUCCAUCAGCAGCAGACGGGCACAGGGUUUAUGUCCGCUCAGCCAGACAUCGUCACCGCUUACAAACUCCAGAAGGAGCUGGACUUCGAGGAUCCAUACACGGGAGGCGGAAAUAUCCCCUUCUCCACGGGACCUAGUUCAACGGGCUCACCGGACGUCAAGUAUGUGUCCCCGAAACACCGGCUCAUAAAGGUAGAGACGAACGAGCGUAACAGCUCAAGUUCGGGCAGCAGUAGCGGGGUGACAGCGGUCAAAUCCCCCACUUCUCCACCCGCCGAACCCGAGAAUGGACACAGCAGCAGCAGCAGCAGUUGUAAACAGGAGAAGCUCGCCAUUGUAGAGGACUAUGCGGACCCUUUCGAUGCAGCGGAUCAGGCUGGUGGCACUCAGACAGUCACAGAAAAGCCAACGGAGAAUGACGGCUACAUGGAGCCAUAUGAGGCCCAAAAAAUGAUGGCUGAAAUCAGAGGUGGUCGUGGUUCUAAAGAUGGUCCAGUUCGGCAGCUGCCUCUAUAUGACACCCCGUAUGAGCCAGAGGAGAAUGGGGGAGAACUGGAUGGAGGACGGUCUUCUCGUGAGAGCAGAUUACCCCAGGACGACGAGAGGCCCCCAGAGGAGUACGACCAGCCUUGGGAGUGGAAGAAAGAUCGUAUAUCUAAAGCCUUUGCAGUAGAGAUUAAAGUGAUAAAGGAUCUGCCCUGGCCUCCUCCGGUUGGGCAGCUCAACACCAGUCCUCCUAUAAUGGAGGCGGUAGAGGCUCCAUCCUCACCUGCCCAGUCCUCACCAGGACAGACCUCCACAGCAACAGCCUGUGACCAACACCAGCACGUGCAGUUUAACGGUGUGGAAAGGUCCAGAAUGUCACCCACUAAAGAGGCGAAAUCCCGCCCACUCCAGCGGCACUCCAGCAGUUGCCUGGUCAACACUAAGAUGAGCUCACUGGAUCACAGCACACCCACAGUGGGCGAGUGCAUAGACCCCUCCAUGCCCCUGGAGAGCCAGUUCUGGUAUCAUGGUGCGAUUAGCCGGAUUGAUGCAGAGUCUCUGCUGAGGUUAUGUAAAGAGGCCAGUUAUCUGGUGAGAAACAGUGAAACCAGUAAGAAUGACUUCUCCCUCUCGCUCAAGAGCAGUCAAGGUUUCAUGCAUAUGAAGCUGUGUCGGACCAAAGACAAUAAGUAUGUACUGGGUCAGAACAGCUGCCUGUUUGACAGCGUACCAGAGAUCAUCCACUUUUACUCCAGUCGCAAACUGCCAAUCAAAGGAGCCGAACACAUGUCCCUGCUUUACCCCGUGGCCAUACGGACACUAUAGGAACACUCUACGGCAGAAAAGCUAAUGCAGUCUUUCAUAAAUGCUUAAACUCUAUGGAAUGUGUCAUACAUUGGAUAAGGACUACUUUGUGAGGAAAAUUAUUGUCUUCUGUCUCCAGCUCAUGUUGGAUCUUAUAAGCUGGUUAUAAACAUUUUAUAACAGGAGUAAGAGUGUUUAUUAAGCAUUUAUAAGUGGCAGCAAAGGACAAACAUUAUACUAAUGUGCUACUGAAGUUCCAAAGGCAAAAAGGGAGAUUCCUGGAAGCCCAAUUUAUCUCGCCCGAGCUCAGUGGACUAAUGGAGCAGGACUGACCAGAGUACUGAAGAAAAUGACUUCUCUGCAGCAUAACCUACUCAUACAUGCCUUCUCCUUGAUCCCAGACCUGUUCUUUCCCUCUUUCUUCACAUAAGUGGAUCUUAAGUUGUAGACCUGCACCCCUCACUUUAUCCUCUACUGUUUCAUACUGUAAAAAAAAAAAAAAAACUUGCCAUUUACAAAAUAUUCAAAUCCAUCUUAUUUUAUCUUAUUUUCCAUAUUCAAAUUUUAAUGUCUAAAUAUUUGGAUGAUGUCUCACAGGCUGGUUCGUCCCAGUUCUGUUUCUACUACAGAUGUCUAUAUCUCAAAACACUAAAAUCAUUAGGCUUUUUAUUUGAAUGGAGAUGAAAAUUGAACGCUGGAGACAAGUGACUGAAUCCUAUUUGAAUUGCUAAAACCUUAUCAUCUUGACUUCCUGUCACAAUAUAGUUCUCUCAAUAUAAAAGUCAUGUGGGUUUGGUACAUUUUUAAUCCCUUUACAUCAACAUUUUCAAACAAUACUGAAAAAGUACAAUUUAGAAGACUGAAACCAUGUUCAAGUUUUCCAGUCAGACACUUACAGUGGCCCCAAAAAUUAUUUGGACACUAGCACCCUGUCUACACCGGAGACGAGCGGUGCAUCUCAUCAAAAGUAAUAGAACCCCAUUAUAAUCAAUGAUGAUGUCUUCACUGGAAGCGUCUGUUGCGGCACGUCUCACAGACAGUAAACGGGUGUACCGUUCCAUAUUGCGUCACGCUCUGGCGUGACUACACAAAUUGAACGAUUUAAAACAAUUGUUUUGAUACGUCCAGUUUAAAUAGCCUCAAGCCAUUGCGGCGCGGUACGGUGUGUCAACGGACUUACCCAGUGAAGACACUUAAAAAUGCUUGAAUAUUUACGAUUGUUUAAUGUAUUAUAUAACAAAAUAUCAAACAAUUUUGUGUUUAUUUUAAAGAAAUACAACAAAAACACUUUUUCAAGCAAGACAAAAAUAUUUGGACAUUUCCUGGUUGUCAAUCUUUUUGGAACAUGUCCAUGGUUGAUGUGAUGAACAACACCUGUGGAUACCAGUGUUGGGUUACUCAAAAAAGUCCACAAAUUAUAGUCUAUAAAAUUGUAAGCAGAUUACUUUAAUCAUUACUACAUUAUUAUUACAUAUUAUUACUAAGAUUUAAAUUAAUAUCUAAAACGCUUUUCACAGAAAAUAUUUAUUUUUAUUUUUUAUUUAAUUAUUGAUAUUUUUUUUUGCUCAACAAAUUCAAAAUAAUGUAUAUAUUUUCUCCUUGUUCAAUUUGGCAUGCAAGUCAUACACUCAGCACAUAUGAACAUAAAUCAUGUUUUAAAUUAUACAUAAACUGUUGUAAUUUAAAAAAAUGUGUAACCCAAGUAAUUAACUUAAUUGAAAGUCAGUAACUGUAAUCUGAUUUCUCACAUUUAAAAUGUAAUGUGGUACACUACUUUUUAAUUUAAACAAAUUAUUUUGGAUUACAGUAACUAAUUACUUCAUAAUCAGAUUACACCCAACACUGGUGGUUACCUAGCUGAGUAACCAACAAAUAUAUAUAAAAAUAAAUAUUGUGACAAAAAGUUAGUUUUAUAAAAGGAUAUAGCAUCAUUUAUUCCAUUUGGUUUGAUUCAUGCAAUUUUAAUUGUGACUAAAAUGCCAAAUAUGUUUUUGGGAAAAGAGAAGUUAAGAGAUAGUAACUCGUCACUAUUUCUAAAUAUCAACUUAAUCAACAGAUUAUAACAUCUCUUAAAAUCAGUAAUAAUGAAAAAAGAAAAUGUUGGUUGGUUAAAAACUUUAUGGUGAAGAGGAGAUGGAUGGUGCCAUUUAAGUGUACUUGGACAGGGCCAGCAUUUUAGAUAAUGUAGUAGACUCUUGAUCUAUGUUACCCAACAGGGUAGAGAAUUGAUUGCAUUGUGUGGCCCUCUGUUUCUUAAGCGUGAAAAAGGACCUUUUAAUUUAAGGGGAAGGGGGGGAAUGAGUCACUUUAUACUCCACACGAGUUUAAGAUGAUCUCGACCAAGGAGAAUGAAAUAUGCCUCUAUUGUCUACCUCAGAAAAUCAAUUUCAUUCAUCCAUCCACUGAUCAAUAAGGUACAAUAACAUUGCAGAUAUCGAUUCAUUUGACUCAUCCCAUUCUGUCAUCUCAAAUUUCCACCAAAUUUUCUAUUUUGGUGUAAGAAUAGCUUUUUGUUUAUCUAAACGCCCUCAAAAGCUGUUCUGUUUGUGUGUUUGCUAGAGGAUGUGGUUUGACCAUCAUUUAUAUGGAAAGUCACUCUGUACUGUUGUGUGAUGCCAGUGACUUCUGUCUGGUUAAAGCCUUAUACUGUAAAUGCAUGGUUUAAAAAAGAAAACAAAUCAAGUAUGUCAAACUGAUUUACAAACUUUCUACUCUCGAUGAAUGUUUUGUGGCUGUAAUUUAUUUCUGAGGAAAAAAAUAAUACUAUUGCUGAUGUUUUAGUCCUAGGUUACAAAGACAACUAAGAUGCUCUCGGCCAGUGUGUGUGUACUGUAUGUGUGUGAUACUGCUUGUGCCAUAUAUCUGACCGUACAUUUCUUUGGAAUUGUCCCACGACUGAUACUGUUAAGCCAAUCAGAUUCCAGGUUUGUCAACAGCUCUCUCCUGCUCCUAUUUCCGACCUCAAGUUUUCCCUGUUUGCCGUCACCCAGCAGUUUCUUUGUGCAUUUUUCCCCUGUAUAUUUAAACAACAUGAUGCACAUUGCAAUUGUGGUACAAUCUUUGAGUCAAAAUCAAGUGUAUUUAAUUAGUGUUCCGUGUGCUUUUGUUCUUAGUGUGUGGACAUUUAUUGUUUUCAUUCCUUCAGCUUUCUUUUUCUUACAUUUACUUUUGUUCAUAAGUGCAGUGUGAUCUUUAUAUGAGCCAUUUUGUCCUUAUAGGGAAAGUUCUAAAGAAAAAGAAAAUAUGUAUCAUCAUUUAUUCACUCUAAUGUGGUUUCAAACCCGUUUGACCAUCUCUCUUCCAUGGGACACAAAAUUAUUUAUUUGGCAGAAUGUCCCAGCUAAUCUUUUUUCCAUAACAUGAAAGUGAAUCACUAUAAAAGUAGUAUACAGCUGCUUUAUUUCAAGUUGUUUAUUUAAAAAAUGAUGAAAAAUCUUCCCCAACACCAUAGCUCUCAAAUCUCAUUCAUAUGCAUUCAAAUAUGGUGUGUUCAGAUACAUCAUACAAAAACAGGUUUAAAUGACAUGACUCUGAGUAAAUGGUGACCCCAAACAAUUUCAUAUUAGGGUAAGGUUUAUUCAAAUAAGGUUUAAUGUAAAUCUGUUUGAAAAUCAAAACUCUCAUCUGUUUGGACUUUAUCAUUUGUUCUUAGAGUAAAAUUUCCUUGACAUUUUUGAAACGCAUACCACAUUCCUUCACCAGAUUAUCCAAUGUGAAUCUAUUAAUGCUCUUGAUAGCAUCUCGUUGUUAAUUGCCAUUCGGCUAUUCCAGUCAUUUUGUAAUUAUUCAAACAAACCUGAAGGAAAUGGCUCUCAACUGCACCAUCCUAAUUCCCUCAGUCCCAUGUGUUCAAUGAAGAGGACCAUCAUAUACAUGUCUUUCCUGGAAAUACAUUUGUGUUGCUUUAGAGGCGAACCCAGGGGAGAGCACUCACGGAGAAAGAUGGACUGCUUUAAGAUGGGUCAGUGCAGAUAAUCUGUCUCUCUGUCAGUAGAAACAUGCAUCUUAAUGCUUUAAUAAGAAAGCCAUGUGGCCAGAUUAUUACACUGAGGCACAUUUGUGCUUGAAUCAAAGGGAAGAUGAAUGUAUGUAUGAAAAGAGUUAAAGACCCUGAUUGUAAAGUGAUUGUAAAUGCAGAGAUCUGGUAAACCAAGGCAGUUUUAAGGUCAGUUAUGCAUAAGUCAGCAAGAUAAGGGGCAUUUUAGACAACAGUUUAGAAGAGAUGUGGAAAGAGCUAAAUUAAAAGGAGAGGACAUUAAAUGAGAUAUGAAAUUAUCAUGAAAGCAGUUGAAAAGACAGGUGAGGGUAAUAAAUGAGUAAAACGAUGUGGAGAGCAGUAGAAAAGAGGACAGUUAUGAUGAUUGAAGGAUGAGGGAGGAGAGAGAGCAAAGAGGAAACAUCUCUGUCUCACUGUUGAUCUAUUAUUGCAUCACUCCACCCAUGUUGACAAGUGUUUGUAUUGCCUCAACUGAGUAUCAUUUUAAUAGGAUGUGUGUGCUGCCAUACCUGUUAUGUUUGAGCUGAUGAAUUUAAUUAUUAUGUUUUUCUUCAAACUAUUGGAGUCUGCAUAGAAUGGGUUUGUGUACAUUUUCUUCAUGUGUAUGCACUAACGUGACAUAUCUGUACAGUACCUCUCCGCCAAAUGUAUAUACUGAAUGUAAUGUUUGGGGACGUGGAGGCUUUGAGAUUCUGACAAAUAAAGUUUAUGGGUCUAAUUUAACGGGGUGUUUUGUCCUGUGUGAAAUAAUGCUUGUACAAGAUGAAAUUAAAUGUAUAGUUCACCCAAAAAUAAAAAUUCUUUCAUCAUUUACUCACCCUCAUGCAAUCCCAGAUA
Xyrauchen texanus (razorback sucker) is the source of this 6388-nucleotide messenger RNA. Its product is annotated as SH2 domain-containing adapter protein F-like. The transcript has 7 exons. Bases 145 to 1575 code for a protein of 476 amino acids. Gene Ontology annotation, molecular function: phosphotyrosine residue binding. The record is from RefSeq and is a predicted model, not a curated record. NCBI's taxonomy places the organism in Eukaryota, Metazoa, Chordata, Actinopteri, Cypriniformes, Catostomidae.